Cryphonectria parasitica EP155 is the source of this 1533-nucleotide messenger RNA. RefSeq lists its product as uncharacterized. Bases 1 to 1533 code for a protein of 510 amino acids. The transcript is spliced from 3 exons. NCBI's taxonomy places the organism in Eukaryota, Fungi, Ascomycota, Sordariomycetes, Diaporthales, Cryphonectriaceae. The record is from RefSeq and is a predicted model, not a curated record. Gene Ontology annotation, molecular function: transmembrane transporter activity. Gene Ontology annotation, biological process: transmembrane transport.
AUGGUGGUAACAGAGGCGGACGCGAGCCAGAGUGCGCCCGGCGAGGAAGAUGUCGCCGGUGCCAACCUGGCGCAGACGUUAUCGAAUAUAAGGCCCCAGGCCGAGGCUGCUGUGGUGACAUCCGACGACUCGGAGGUCGAGGGUGCGGAACCUUCGCCGAGUCCUUAUGACCGAUUCCCACCGCACCGCAAGACGCUCAUGGUCACUGUUAUGGCGUGGUGUGGUCUUCUGUCACCUAUCUCUUCUACUGCAGUUCUCAGCGCUAUUCCAGAGGUCGCUGCGUCGUAUCACACGACAGGAUCCAUGAUCAGCCUUAGCAAUGCGUUAUACCUUGUCUUUAUGGCACUGAGCCCUUGUGUCUGGGGGCCCUUGUGUCAAGUAAUAGGACGAAAGACGUCCUGCUUGACGACCGGCGCCAUGUUCUUUCUUUGCUCUAUCGCCACAGCAUUGGCCCCCAAUAUCGCAGCCUUCUUCAUAUUUCGGAUGUUCACUGCCUUCUUCGCCACAGCUUUCCUGGUUAUUGGGCCUGCCAUAAUAGGAGAUUUAUUUCAUCCGACAGAACGCGCCACGGCUCUCUCGUGGUUCUACACCGGCGCACUGGUCGGCCCCACGAUCGGCCCGCUCAUAGGGGGAAUCAUUUGCACAUUCACCUCCUGGCGCGUCAUCUUCUGGCUGCAGGCAGGCCUCGCUGGAGUGGGCAUUAUCGGACCAUUUUUUUUCUUGCGCGAGACGAUGAUUGUGGAUAAGAAUAGCAAGAAGGUGAUUCUUGCUAAUCUUCCUACGAAGAUGGACAAGGCUAAGUACCUCGCACGGGUGACCAGCCCCCUUCGCCCGAUCGGCCUGCUGCUCAAGUCUCCGAAUCUCAUCUUAGUGGCUCUGGCGUCAGGUACACUCGUAUGGAACCAGUACAGCCUUCUUACGCCCAUCCGCUACGUCCUCAACCCCCGAUUUCACCUUCAGACACCGCUACAGUCCGGGUUGUUCUACCUCGCCCCUGGCACGGGCUGCAUCGUGGGGACGCUGGGCGGCGGCCGAUGGGCAGACUACGUCGUGAAGCGCUGGAUCACCAGACGAGAUGGUCAGCGUGUUGCCGAGGAUCGACUUAGGAGCUGCAUCGAGUUCAUGGGCUUCAUCAGCUCUGCCUCUAUGCUGAUCUACGGAUGGUCUGUCGACCAGGCCGUAGGCGGAAUUCCCUUGCCGGUAGUCUUCAUGUUCCUGCAGGGCGUCGCGCAGAGUUUCUGUUUUCCCAGCCUGAACACGUAUUGUCUGGAUGUGGCACAGGCGCGCAACAAGAGCGCCGAGGCCGUGGCAGGAAAUUUCAUGGUGCGAUAUCUUUUUGGCGCUGUGGGUUCGGCGGUCGUGUUGCCUGCAACUGAGUCGAUUGGCGUGGGUUGGUUCAGCACUAUCUCUGCGCUUCUCAUGGUGGUGGGCGCGUUGGGACUUUGUGCUACCGUCAGGUGGGGACGAGCAUGGCGGGCUAAAUCGGAAGAGCAGCGCAAGGAGAAAGGUCCUGCUGCCGCGGCGGAGUCGUAA